GGGCCAAAGGAGUGGAGAGAGCAGGCUCCAGGGAGGCCGCCCUGGGCUCCAGCAGGCUCCGUGGAUGGCGUGGCAAGUGAGCGUGCCCGAGCUGGAGGACCGCCUGCAGUGCCCCAUCUGUCUGGAGGUCUUCAAGGAGCCCCUGAUGCUGCAGUGUGGCCACUCCUACUGCAAGGGCUGCCUGCUGUCCCUGUCCCGUCACCCGGACUCGGAGCUGCGCUGCCCCGUGUGCCGGCAGGAGGUGGACUGCAGCAGCUCCCCGCCUAAUGUCUCCCUGGCGAGGGUGAUCGAAGCCCUGCAGCUCCCCGGGGACCCUGAGCCCCAGGUCUGUGCGCACCACCGGAACCCUCUCAGCCUCUUCUGUGAGAAGGACCAGGAGCUCAUCUGCGGCCUCUGCGGCCUGCUGGGCUCCCACCAGCACCACCGGGUCACGCCUGUCUCUACCGUCUACAGCCGCAUGAAGGAGGAGCUAGCAGCCCUCAUCUCCGACCUGAAGCAGGAGCAGAAGAAGGUGGAGGAGCAAAUCGCCAGACUGGUGAACAACAGGACCCGGAUUGUCAACGAGUCUGAUGUCUUCAGCUGGGUGAUCCGCAGUGAGUUCCAGGAGCUGCACCGUCUGGUGGACGAGGAGAAGGCCCGCUGCCUGGAGGGGGUGGAGGGUCACACCCGUGGCCUCGUGGCCUCCCUGGACAUGCAGCUGGAGCAGGCCCAGGGCGCUCGGGAGCGGCUAGUCCAGGCUGUGGGUGUGUUGGAGCAGUUCGGCAACGAGAGUCACCAUGAGUUCAUCCGGAAGUACCAUGCCAUGGCCUCCAGUGCAGAGCUCCAGCAGGCCCGGCCCCUGGAAGGCACGUUCAGCCCCAUCUCCUUCAAGCCAGGCCUGCACCAGGCUGACAUCAAGCUGACUGCAUGGAAAAGGCUCUUCCGAAAGGUUCUGCCAGCUCCGGAGUCCCUCAAGCUGGAUCCUGCCACGGCCCACCCACUCCUGGAGCUCUCCAAGGGCAACACGGUGGUGCAGUGUGGGCUCCUGGCCCAGCGGCGCGCCAGCCAGCCCGAGCGCUUCGACUACAGCACUUGCGUCUUGGCCAGCAGGGGCUUCUCCUGCGGCCGCCACUACUGGGAGGUGGUGGUGGGCAGCAAGAGCGACUGGCGCCUGGGGGUCAUCAAGGGCACAGCCAGUCGCAAGGGCAAGCUGAGCAAGUCCCCAGGGCACGGCGUGUGGCUCAUCGGCCUGAAGGAGGGCCGGGUGUACGAGGCCUUCGGCUGCCCGCGGGCGCCCCUGCCCGUGGCCGGCCACCCUCACCGCAUCGGCGUCUACCUGCACUACGAGCAGGGCGAGCUCACCUUCUUCGACGCCGACCGCCCUGACGACCUGCGGCCGCUCUACACGUUCCAGGCCGACUUCCAGGGCAAGCUCUACCCCAUCCUGGACACGUGCUGGCAUGAGAGGGGCAGCAACUCCCUGCCCCUGGUGCUGCCCCCGCCCAGCGGGCCCAGCCACCUCGCCCGCCCGCAGCCCACCAAGCUGUAGCGCUGCUCGGGGGGCUGCCUUCCCAGCUGGGCACGGGGGCUCGAGGGGUCCUAUCGGCUCUGGUGAGCAGAGGUUAUGCAGUCGUUCGGGGAGGUCUUCCUGCCUGGGUGUCCCUAGAAACGUUUAACGAUAGGGAGAGAAGGACCACGGUCCCAUCCCCAGCAGUCAGGGGUGUGUUUAUUAACCUCUUUCCAGGCUAUUAACCUGCUUAUUAACCAGUGGAGCCAGGCCGUGGGGCCCGCGGGUCAAGCUGGGCUUCCCUUGGGCCCUCCUAACCGUGAUCUCUGCUUACUCUUCCAUCUGAGGGUGGAAACGCUCCCACACGUGACUUCCCCCCAUCACUGUGAACUUUAAAUGACUUUAAGGAUCAUAAAUUGACGUUAUUUCUUCCUUUUCAAAUGAUUUGCAGUUAUCAACCGCUGUACGUACCCACUGCUUUAUGCUCAGGCCUUUAAAAGCAGCUCCAGCCUCUGGUGGGGCCACAUCUUGCUUCCACCCCCUGCCCAUCGGUCUCUGGUUAGUCACAGCAAACACUCCGUCAUUGCUCUGUCCCCAGAGACUUCUCUCAACUUCCCUCUCUGUUAGAGAAGAUGGAAAUGACACUCCUGCAGAGCAGAAGCAAGUAGGGGCCAGAUGGGGGUGUGGCCCAUCCCUGAAAGCUGCCGGGCACGGGGGAGUGGGUCCAGAGCCCAGGUCUGUGCAUGCUGAGCCUGCCCUGUGGUCACCCCAGACCAAGGCUGGGACAGCUGAAUUCCUUCCCAAGAACAUGAAAAUUGGAAGAGAGAGAGAGAGUGGCUGGGGCUGAGUCAUCUGAGGUCUGGUGCUUUAGAGAGAAGCUCCCCAGCCUUGUGCCCUGAGGUCUGUGGACCCGUCCAAGAGCCUUCCUUGGGGCACAGCCCUGCCCUGUCACCCUGGCAUGAAUCCACAUCGGCCACACAGACAAAGUCUCAACCCACAGCCUAUCUGAACGAUCCUCCAGGAACAGAAGAGGGAGGAAGAUCGUGAGGCGCUACCUCAAGGCCAUCUUUACCGACCGUUAUCCUCACGGGAGACUCAGGACAUCACCUCCCUGGCUGUGAGAAGCUCUGAAGCUUUCUGCCCGCCUUCCCUCCCAGGAGGGCUGCAGUCUAUAAAAGAGCUUAGCCGCAUCUAGAACUGGCUCCUCAGCAACGGGAUAUCCCACAAGUCAAGUUGCAGCCACGAGCCCUUUGAUUUCCACACCAUCCUUUUCGGCGGGGCAACAAGGCCCACGUGCAGCUUCCACCUUUGGCUAAUCUUCCUCCUGCUGUCUAUGUAAGUAAUAAACUGAAUCAAAAGCUG
Molecule: messenger RNA, 2848 nt
Organism: Aethalodelphis obliquidens (Pacific white-sided dolphin)
Lineage: Eukaryota; Metazoa; Chordata; Mammalia; Artiodactyla; Delphinidae
Gene: TRIM50
Product: tripartite motif containing 50
Exons: 6
Coding region: 65-1528 (487 amino acids)
Molecular function (GO): zinc ion binding; protein binding
Source: RefSeq, a predicted model, not a curated record